CAGAAAUCGGGAGAACGGAAGAGAGAAGGGAGGAAAGGGGCUGUCUGCCGGCGCCACUGGGUUCUGCCGCCACCGCCGAGAGCUACACGUGGGGAGCCGUUCUGCCGCCGCGCCCUGCCCAGUUGAGGCCGCCGCUGCUGUUCGCGAGGUCGCCUCCGUCACAGAUCGGAACUGAGGCGAGAGAGGAAGAGUCUGACGGGAGGGCAUGCGCGUGAGAAGGGAGGAAGGCUUCGCGAAGAGCGUCGCGCCGCCGCCGCUACCCGUGCCUUCGCCAUCGCCAUUCCAUCUCAACCUGGCGUCGCCGUCGUGCCCUGGCGCCAGUAAUGGAGGACGCCACUGUCGUCUGAGAAGAACCCGACGCGAGAGAGAGGGGGAAGCCACCCGCGACGCCGCCGGAGCUUCCAUUACCGUCAGAAGCUGCCGCCGUCCAGCCAGCUGCUGCGGUGGUCGUCGCCUGUUGUGAAUGGCUGCCGGAGAAGUGGUUGUGGCUGCCGGAGCCACACCGGAGCUUCUGGCCGUUUCUGCCACUUUAGACUCCGCUGCCGUCGCCGGAAAAUGCCUCUGCCGCCGUCGAGAUCCAAUGCCGGUAAGGGUUUUAUUUGGGAUUUCUGUCCUUUUUGAAUUCCGAGGUUACUAUGGUCACUGCCUGUUGGUUUCAGUCAUCGUGAUUGGAAUUUGUCGCCGCUGCCGCUUGGGGUGGCUACCGGGCUGCCGCCAAGCCGGUUCGGAGACCGCCGCUGUGUCGGUUCAGCCGUUCCUCCUUCGGUUUGAGUUGUUGAGACUGUUGCGAAAGUGGCUUGGAACCGAGGUUUUGGCUGCCGGAAUUUCGAUUGUUGAUCUCAGGCUGAGGCGGAAAGGAUUCUGUGACGCGUUUGGAUUAUGGAUUUGUGUUUUGAGGUAGGGGCGCUUUCCAAAAACUAUGUUUUAUGUAUUGGAAUUAUUACAUAUGGAUACUGAUAUGAGACAAUUGGUAUUUGGUAAUUGUAUCUGCCUUGUGUGUUAUUUGAUUGUCUCGAAUGGUUAAGGAUGCUUGUUUGGCUGAAUUGUUGUGCGGCUUGUGAAAUAUAAUGUUUUGAUGUUAAUUCUUUAAAGAUUUGAAAUCUGAGUU
Arachis ipaensis is the source of this 1108-nucleotide messenger RNA. NCBI's taxonomy places the organism in Eukaryota, Viridiplantae, Streptophyta, Magnoliopsida, Fabales, Fabaceae. The record is from RefSeq and is a predicted model, not a curated record.